Thamnophis elegans (Western terrestrial garter snake) is the source of this 2136-nucleotide messenger RNA. RefSeq names its product zinc finger matrin-type 2 (gene ZMAT2). Bases 51 to 650 code for a protein of 199 amino acids. Lineage: Eukaryota; Metazoa; Chordata; Lepidosauria; Squamata; Natricidae. Gene Ontology annotation, molecular function: nucleic acid binding; zinc ion binding. The record is from RefSeq and is a predicted model, not a curated record. The transcript has 6 exons. Gene Ontology annotation, biological process: mRNA splicing, via spliceosome. Gene Ontology annotation, cellular component: spliceosomal complex; U4/U6 x U5 tri-snRNP complex.
GGGGAGGCGGUCGCGUCGUUUUCCGGCUUUCCGGACUCUUCAGAGGCAAGAUGGCGUCGAGCAGCGGGGCUAAAAACUUAGACUUCCGCCGAAAGUGGGACAAAGAUGAAUAUGAGAAGCUUGCAGAGAAACGGCUUACAGAGGAAAGAGAGAAGAAAGAUGGCAAACCAGUGCAGCCUAUCAAGCGUGAGCUUCUGCGGCAUCGAGACUACAAAGUGGAUCUGGAAUCCAAAUUGGGGAAAACUAUUGUUAUUACCAAAACUACUCCUCAGUCUGAGAUGGGCGGGUAUUAUUGUAAUGUAUGUGACUGCGUAGUGAAAGAUUCCAUCAACUUCCUUGAUCAUAUCAAUGGCAAAAAACAUCAGAGGAACCUUGGUAUGUCCAUGAGAGUAGAGCGUUCUACUCUGGAUCAGGUGAAGAAACGUUUUGAAGUGAACAAGAAAAAAAUGGAGGAGAAACAGAAGGAUUACGACUUUGAGGAGAGGAUGAAGGAGCUCAGAGAAGAGGAGGAAAAGGCCAAAGCCUACAAAAAGGAAAAACAGAGGGAGAAGAAAAGGAGGGCAGAGGAAGACUUGACAUUUGAAGAGGACGAUGAAAUGGCUGCUGUAAUGGGUUUCUCUGGUUUUGGCUCAACUAAGAAAAGCCACUGAUAAGCCAGAAACUGCAUUUUGAAUGGCUACUGUUUAUGUCCUGAUGAUGCUUCAAAAUCCUAGAAAGACAAUGCAAAGAAUUUGCAUCUAAAUUACCUGAUAUAAAUUGUGAAACAAUUCCAUACUACACAUGUGGGACUGAUUCUGCCCUACCAUAUUUCCCUGGUUGAAAAGAUAGCACCAAGUUUGCUUGUGUAUUGAUAACUCUAAAUCUCAAAUAAAAAUACCAUCAAAUAAUAUCUUCCCUCCCUUGAUUCCCUGACUAUUUAAGGAUACAUCUUUUCUCAAGAUCUGCUUGAAAUGCACACAUAAUUUCACACAGAAUUCUGUGGAGAUUAUAGAUUAAUUUUUAAGCACUAAAUUUCUCUUGGCCUUGUCUGCAGUUGCAAUUUUCUGGUGCAAGUUCUGUUUGCUUUUUACUUUGUAUUGCAUGCAUGCUUUUUUCUUUUAAUAAACUCAUAAAAAUCUAGUGCAAUGGGUUUUUUAAAACUGUUUUAUAAAGUGUUUAUAUAUGGGGUGGGGAGAGGAUAGAUUCAUAUAUACUAUUAUUUUCCAGAACUCACUGGAGAUUAUUAUCUAUAUACUGAGCAAGUUAUUGUCUGCACCAUUAGCUUGCUGAAAUGUUUCUUUUAAUAUAUUUAGUUGGUAACUUAGAAGGAUCAAGGUUCUGGUUGAUCUCCUUUCAUUGAUAUAGAUAGUAAAUUAUCUGAGAAUCUGGUAAGCUUAGGCUAAUUUGAUUUUCCCCCUCUGAAAUAGCAGUAAAUGGUGCUCUGCUCUAAAAAUAGAGAAAUUUCUCAUCAAGAAAAAAAAUUGCCCCAGUGGGUUUGCCUGUAUUUUUUUUUUAAAAAGAAAUCUCCAGUUUAAAGAUUUUCCAAGGUUAGAAUAGUAAAAUUCCCUUUGGGCUUAAUGCAAGUGUUGAGAAGGAAUCCCAGAUGAAUCUCUUUUCUAUUAAAGUAGAAUGAGCCUUGCCAGUAUCUUGCCACUGGCCAUAUUGAAUAGAUAACUCUGAGUUUUAUCAGAACAGAUGGGGGGGGGGUUGAUAGAGAAAAAGGAGCUUUCUUGCCAUCUUGAUUCAGAGUGGAGAAAUGUUAUCAGUGCUGCUCUAGCUGCUGUUUAUGCCCCGUGUCAUUUUCAUUGCUUUCUUAAUUUUAGUUCAGCCAACCCCACUGUGACUCAUUCAUCGGUUUAGGAGGAUUUACAUCUAGCAUGACUGAUUUUCAUAGUCUCUCCCUUAUAGUGAUGGGAUCAUUGUUCUUGCUUUUCUCCUCACUUUAAUUAAAUCUUACGUUCUUUCAGAUACAGGUAGAAUAAAUCCUACAAUGUUUUCUGCUGUUUUAAUUCCUUAAUCUUAGACUGCUGACAGCUUCAUUGCUUCAGAUAUUUCCACUUCAAUUCAGAUUAUAAUCCCCACUGAAGAUGUCAUUGAAAUGAUACAAAGCCUGUAGCACUGCUAGCAGAGAUUCAAAUGUCCUUGGAGACUUGAUCC